This is a messenger RNA of Vitis riparia (riverbank grape), 3160 nucleotides long. Its product is annotated as serine/threonine protein phosphatase 2A 57 kDa regulatory subunit B' theta isoform-like. Bases 1084 to 2661 code for a protein of 525 amino acids. The transcript is spliced from 4 exons. Gene Ontology annotation, molecular function: protein phosphatase regulator activity. The record is from RefSeq and is a predicted model, not a curated record. Gene Ontology annotation, cellular component: protein phosphatase type 2A complex. Lineage: Eukaryota; Viridiplantae; Streptophyta; Magnoliopsida; Vitales; Vitaceae. Gene Ontology annotation, biological process: signal transduction.
UUAAAAAUCUAUCAUCAAAAUUCAGGGAUUAGGAGAUAGAGGGCUGCAACGCGCCUCCAGGGCAAGUGGGGUCUUGUCCCAGUUGUAGCAGAGAGCAGAGCAGAGAUGGGGUUAGAGUUUGAAGCUUCAAGGACAACAGUGCAACUGGGCAGACAUGGGGGACAUGUUUCCACAUGAUAGGACUCUGUCCACGCGCUUUUGAAGGAGAUUGGGGUUUGGGGUUGGUGUUCUUUUCUAAGUGGUUUCCAGUUUCAACCCUUUAUCUUUUUAUCUCAUAGGCAUUGUGGACAUGGAUUUUACGUGGAUUCGAGGGUUGUUUUGGGCAAGAUAUUUCUCUCUGUCAAUCUCUCCAUCUGGAGAAGCCCAAAAAGGAAGAAUCAACAGUGGUGUAGUGAGAGGUAGAAAUUCCUGAGAAAGGUAGAGAAAAAAAAGAAAGAAAAAAAAGCAUAGAAAGAAAAUGGAAAAGAAAAUAAUGGCUACAAUAAUUCUGGGGAACCAAACACACCAACACCAUCAACAACAGCCAGAGAUUGUUGUUUCCUGACCUUUUUUUUUUUUCCUUACUGGGUUCAGAUCAUUGACCCAGACCAUAAAGAAAAAGGAACAGCUGUGAGCUUUCUCUUUCUCUGUUGGUCUCGAUGAAGAAUGCUAUCUGGGUUUUGUAGAUCAUGCCCAGAUCUUAUCGUCUUUUGAUCCAGCUGAAUAGGUUAUGAAUCUUGGUGAAACUGAAGAAAAGAGAAAGAGGUUGGAAUGGCUUUCUGAUCCCAUAUUUCUUUUGAUGUGAAGCGGGUUUGAAUUUUCAUCUGACUAGGGGAAUUUGCCCACUUGGAUUGGUACAACUCUAGAUGCAAGAAAAGCAUGGGGAUUCUCAAUCGGAGACAAGAGAAACUUAUUGGUGGACUAAUUCUCUGAAGGCUGCUAAAAUCUGGUUGAAAUUGGUUUAAUGCCCCUGAUUAUUACUUCUCCAACUGAAGUUAUAUCCUCUCGUUCUUACUGAUGCUUUAUUUUUUGCUCUAAAGAAGCUUUGGUCUGUGUUGGGUUCUUGAGUUCAUGAGAAGGAGCUGUUGAUUUGACAUUUAAGUUAUGAUAAAAAAUAUACUUAAUAGGCUCCCAAGGAAGCCAUCUAAAUCAGCUGAGAAUCGGGAUGGAGGUGGGGCUUCUAUCUCCUCCUCAAAUGCUUCUACCAGUUCAAGAAGUAAUGAUUUAGUAAAUAACCGGUUUGGGAACUUUAAUGCUGCAUCUCUUUCAGGCGCAAACCCCACAUCAAAUUCAGGACCCAAUUAUGGAAAUAAAAUCCCCCAAGCUGUGAAUAUGAAGUUAAAUGGGAAUUCAGCGGCAGCUUCAUAUGAGGCCUUGCCAAGUUUUCGAGAUGUUCCAAACUCUGAGAAGCAGACCCUGUUUAUCAGAAAGCUGAGCUUGUGUUGUGUGGUGUUUGACUUCACUGACCCAACAAAGAACCUGAAGGAAAAGGAGAUCAAGCGACAGACUUUGGUAGAGCUUGUGGAUUAUGUGACCUCAGCAAAUGGGAAAUUCACAGAAAAUGUCAUGCAAGAAAUCAUAAAGAUGGUAUCUGUAAAUUUGUUUAGGACGCUCACUUCUCCACCCCGUGAGAACAAAGUUUUAGAGGCCUUUGAUUUGGAAGAGGAGGAGCCUUCAAUGGACCCUGCAUGGUCUCACUUGCAAAUUGUGUAUGAAUUUCUUCUGAGGUUUGUGGCAUCUCCUGAGACAGAUGCAAAGUUAGCUAAGAGGUACAUUGAUCACUCUUUUGUUCUCAGACUCUUAGAUCUAUUUGAUUCAGAGGAUCCUAGAGAAAGAGAAUACCUGAAAACUGUUCUACACCGCAUCUAUGGAAAAUUUAUGGUCCACCGACCAUUCAUCAGGAAAGCAAUCAACAACAUCUUCUAUCGUUUUAUUUUUGAAACUGAGAAGCACAAUGGAAUUGCAGAGCUGUUGGAGAUUUUGGGCAGUAUAAUCAAUGGGUUUGCGCUACCACUGAAAGAAGAGCACAAACUCUUUCUUGUUCGAGCACUAAUUCCGCUGCAUAAGCCAAAAUGCAUUCCCAUGUACCAUCAGCAGUUAUCUUACUGCAUCACACAAUUUGUGGAGAAAGACUGCAAGCUUGCUGAUACUGUUAUAAGGGGUUUAUUAAAGUAUUGGCCAAUUACAAAUAGUUCAAAGGAGGUCAUGUUCUUAGGUGAGUUGGAAGAAGUUUUAGAAGCAACUCAACCUCCAGAAUUCCAACGCUGUAUGGUACCCUUGUUCCGCCAGAUUGGUCGUUGUUUGAGCAGUUCACAUUUUCAGGUGGCAGAGAGGGCCUUGUUCUUAUGGAAUAAUGAUCACAUCGAGAACCUAAUAAAACAAAAUCGCAAAGUCAUACUGCCAAUUAUCUUCCCUGCCUUGGAGAGAAAUGCUAGAAACCACUGGAAUCAGGCAGUACAGAGCUUGACAUUAAAUGUCCGCAAGAUCUUCUCUGAUGUUGACCCUGAGCUGUUCGAGGAGUGUUUGCUCAAGUUUCAGGAAGAUGAAGCACAAGAGAAGGAGGUUAAGAUGAAACGUGAAGCCACAUGGAAGCGCUUAGAAGAGAUAGCUGCCAUGAAAGCUACGAGUAAUGAACCAGUGCUUGUCCCUCGUAGAGCAACCACUCAUACACCUUCUGGCUAGGGAGUGAGCACAUUCCUGAUGGUUACUCCCAAAGUUUAUGAUUUUCAUAUUGGUAUGCAUUGGGAGGAGCCAUGAUGGGGAGUUGUUAAUUCCCUUGGUUGCUUGCUGACCUUGUUUUUUCCUUUUCAAGUUUUGGUUUGUCAGGUAACAAGAGGGUUAAGGAUGAUACCACUGUGAGGGGCACAAAAAGGCCCCAUUCUGGUUCAUAAGCGCGGACUGUAUAUAUGGGGAUUGGGGUUGUUGGAGAAAGCAAAUGGGGAGAUGGGGUUGUAUGGUGCUGCAAUGCAUAGUUAAAACACCGAAGGAGAUUCAGGUAGUUAAAUUUGGCCUUUUUGCAGUUUGAUGCUCUCAAGGGCGACAGAAAGGAAUCUUCAAUUCACAUAUAUCUAUUUACAUAUUUUUGAAUUUGGUUUAAUUAAAAGCACUCUUAGUCUUCAAAUUUAUUAUAUGUAUCAUUAAACUUGUUGCUUCUGUUAAAUGGAACUACUGUUUGCCAUGA